Messenger RNA from Condylura cristata (star-nosed mole), 2416 nucleotides. It is a transcript of the gene GPRIN3, whose product is annotated as GPRIN family member 3. The transcript has a single exon. Gene Ontology annotation, cellular component: plasma membrane. Gene Ontology annotation, biological process: neuron projection development. Bases 10 to 2334 code for a protein of 774 amino acids. The record is from RefSeq and is a predicted model, not a curated record. NCBI's taxonomy places the organism in Eukaryota, Metazoa, Chordata, Mammalia, Eulipotyphla, Talpidae.
AGAAAUUCCAUGGGGACUGUACCUGAGCCUCUGAGAUCGGCUAAAACUUUCCUGAUUGAAGCUUCUGGAAAAGAAGAGGACCUAGGAGAGAGGAAGUCAGCUUCAUCGCAGCCUGGACCAGCCCUCUUGUGUAAGAACACCAAUGGCUUUUCCCACUCUCUUGCAGAAAAAGACCUCAGUCCCAGAGCUGCUGACCAGACGCUAACCCAGGUCUCUGAGCAUGAGAACACUCAGCUAGACAUGUCCUCUCCUGGCAUCUUCAAUGAGGUGCAGAAGGCAUCUCCCACACUCAACUCUCCCUGCAAUACUCAACUGCCAGGAGGCAGUGGGCCCACAGCACCAGCGCCGUGCUCUGCAGCAGGAAAGGACCUUACACACACAGCGAGUACAAUGCCAGCCAACCAACACCUCCACCAGGCCAGUCCAGGGGACCGGUCCAGUGCCAGUUCCUCAGCAGAACCUGAAACCACCCUGGUAAAAUCACAGAGACCCUCAGAUGGAGGUCAACCUGAGGAAUCAAGCUGUCCUGCAGCAGGCAUCAAGAGUAGCAGCAAAGACGGGGUGCUCUGUGAGUUUUCUUCUCAAGAAGCUGUCCAAGAAACGGUGCAGACUGUAACUAUUGCAGCCAUGGAGUCUGAGCUUGGUGAUGCCUCCUCUCCCAUAGGCAGCCCUGAAGGGGAAACACAGCAAGCCAUCUGUGGCUCACAGACAAGGUCCUGUGACUCUCCAGCAAAAGAAGAUAAAUGUCCAGGGCACAAACAGCCGGGUGCCACUGCCACAGACCCUCUGCUCAUGACACCUCAGUCACCGGCCCUCCCUAGCAAAAAUUGCAUGUUGCCUUCAGAUCCCGACAAGGCGCUGCUGCCAGCACAACAGCAGGUGUCAAAGUUCAAAGAAGCAAGUACAAUGACCAACCAAGUGGAAAGUGCGCCCCAGGACAUGCCCAGCAGGGCUCGGCAAGAUGCUGAGGUACAGGCCGUGGCAAGCGUCCAGAGCAGGAGUGUCUCCACCAGCCCCAGCAUCCUCGCUGCUUUCUUAAAGGAAAUCCCCGUUGCUGGGCAUUUCGAACAACAAGAACAGUUGCGUGUCAUUUGCCACAGCAGUGGAAAUGGCAUUCACAUUCUGGAAUUGGCAGACAACACGCAGGGCCCCCAGGAGCCAGAGGCCCGUACCCAGGCAGCUGCUUCCUCGGCUUUUCAAGAGGAAGGUAAAUCCGUGAUCCCACCAGCUGAGGUCCUGAACACUUCAUCAAUCAAGAUGGCACCCACUAAUACACAGGAUACAUGGAAAGAAAACGGAAGGGCAGGAGAAACGGCCCCCGUCAGGGAAAAGCCCCCCUCUGGACAGCUCCACAGUGUGAAUUCCAUCUCCCUGGAAGCUGGCCCUGUUGACCAGAUUUCUGUCAGAGCAGACCAUGGCAUUGAAACGAGUCAUGACUUAGGGAAAUUUGGAAGCAAGUCAUCUGAGUUUGCAGUGAAAACCCAAAAUGGCCACAAAACAAAUCCCGAUUGCAAACUCCCUGACUCUUGUGGCCUGGCCAGCAAAGCUGACCAGUCUGGGGGCUUAGAGGCCACAGUUACAGAAGAGGUGAUAGAGAGGAAACCCGAGUCUGCUCAGCUAGUGAAAGAGCAAGAACCCAAUGGCAGUGAUAGUCCCCACAUCAAGGCAAGUGCAGAGGCCAAGUCUCUCCUGCUCAAUCCUAACUCUCAGGAAAGCGGGAUUACCCGGUCAGCUGCCAGCCCCACACCAUCCCCAGUUAGAAGGAGUCAGGAGGGCUCUGUAGAAGAAAACAGACAGACCAAGCCAACCACCAGUCUGAACCUGCCUUCUGAUUCCCUGGGUGACUCCAGCCCGGGUUCUGGCAAGAGGACCCCUUCGCGCUCAGUCAAAGCCAGUCCUCGCAGGGCCAGCCGCGUCAGCGAGUUCCUCAAGGAGCAGAAGCUCAACGUGACGGCAGCUGCGGCCCAGGUGGGACUCACUCCGGGAGAGAAGAAAAAGCAAAUGAGCUCCGACGCCAAGCUGCAUUUGAAACAGUCCAAGCGUGUCAGGGACGUGAAGUGGGAUGAGCAGGGCAUGACUUGGGAAGUGUAUGGUGCUUCCCUGGACGCGGAGUCCCUGGGGAUCGCCAUCCAGAACCACUUACAAAGACAAAUCAGGGAACAUGAGAAAUUAAUCAAAGCUCAAAAUGGCCAGACCCGAAGAUCCAUUUCUUCAGAUACUUCAUCAAAUAAAAAGCUCAAAGGAAGACAACAUAGUGUUUUUCAGUCCUUGUUGCAGAACUUCCGGCGCCCCAAUUGCUGUGUUCGACCUGCCCCUUCUUCCGUGUUAGAUUGAAGGGGGACGUGUAGUGGAGCUCUUGUAUCUAUUUAUGAUUCGUAAGUGCCCAUCUAUGUCAAAACGUAAUUACAUUUUUCUG